This is a messenger RNA of Theobroma cacao (cacao), 2317 nucleotides long. It is a transcript of the gene OTP82, whose product is annotated as Tetratricopeptide repeat (TPR)-like superfamily protein. The record is from RefSeq and is a predicted model, not a curated record. Lineage: Eukaryota; Viridiplantae; Streptophyta; Magnoliopsida; Malvales; Malvaceae. Gene Ontology annotation, molecular function: RNA binding; protein binding; zinc ion binding. Gene Ontology annotation, biological process: RNA modification.
AAAAAAAAAAUCAUCUCCACUCUUAUCCCUCUCAAAACCUCCAAACGUGAAAUGGCACUGCCAUCAACUUCAGUCUCCAUAUCUCCUUUCCCACUCCAUCUCCUCCCUUCGUCAGACCCACCUUACAAGCUCCUCCAAAACCACCCAUCCCUUUCCCUCCUCUCGAAAUGCAGGACCAUCCAAACCCUCAAACAAGUCCACUGCCAUAUAAUCAAAACCGGCCUCCACCACACCCAGUUUGCUCUCAGCAAGCUCAUCGAAUUCUGCGCCGUUUCGCCUUUUGGUGACUUGCCUUAUGCUCUUUUACUCUUUGAAUCCAUUGUUGAACCCAAUCAAGUUAUUUGGAACACAAUGAUUAGAGGAUUUUCAUUGAGUUCAUCCCCUGGACUCGCCUUAGAAUUCUAUGUUAAAAUGAUCUGGUCCGGUAUUGUCCCGAAUUCUUAUACUUUUCCUUUCGUUUUAAAAUCUUGUGCGAAAACAGCAAGUUCCCAGGAAGGGAAACAGAUUCAUGGACAAGUUUUGAAGCUUGGGCUUGAGUCUGAUGCCUUUGUUCAUACUUCCCUUAUUAAUAUGUAUGCGCAAAAUGGUGAAUUUGGUAAUGCGCGGUUGGUGUUUGACAAAAGUCAUCUAAGAGAUACGGUCUCUUAUACUGCACUGAUAACGGGUUAUGUUUCGAUUGGUUAUAUGGAAAAUGCCCGAAAGCUUUUUGAUGAAAUUCCCAUAAGGGAUGUGGUGUCAUGGAACGCGAUGAUUGCAGGGUAUGCUCAAACAGGUCAACAUGAAGAGGCAUUGGCCUUCUUUGAAGAGAUGAUUGGAGCAAAUGUCGUGCCUAAUGAAAGCACAUUGGUUUCGGUCCUUUCAGCUUGUGCUCAGUCGGGUUCUCUUGAAUUGGGGACGUGGGUUAGGUCUUGGAUUAAUGAACAUGGACUUGGUUCUAAUAUUCAUCUUGCUAAUGCACUUAUUGAUAUGUAUUCUAAGUGUGGUGAUUUGGACACAGCUUUUGAUUUGUUUGAGGGUUUACAGCAAAGGGAUGUAAUUUCAUGGAAUGUAAUGAUUGGUGGUUAUACACAUAUGAGCUACUAUAAAGAAGCCUUAGGACUUUUUCGGCGAAUGCUAAGAUCAAAUAUAGAGCCAAGUGAUGUCACUUUCUUAAGCGUUCUUCCAGCUUGUGCUAACCUUGGUGCCCUUGAUCUUGGCAAAUGGAUUCAUGCUUACAUAGACAAGAAUUUUCAAAAUUCAACCAAUAUCUCUCUUUGGACGAGUCUUAUUGAUAUGUAUGCUAAGUGUGGAAGUAUAGAAGCAGCACAACAAGUCUUUAAUGGUAUGGAACAGAAAAAUUUGGCUUCUUGGAAUGCAAUGAUAUCUGGACUAGCAAUGCAUGGGCUGGCAGAUAAGGCCCUUGAGCUUUUCUCACAAAUGAUGGGUGGAGGUUUAAAACCUGAUGAUAUCACAUUUGUCGGUGUGUUAUCUGCUUGUACCCAUGCUGGUUUGCUUGAUCUUGGACGGCAGUAUUUUAGUUCAAUGGGCCAAGAAUAUGCAAUUUCACCUGACCUGCAACAUUAUGGAUGCAUGGUAAAUCUUCUAGGACGAGCUGGGCUGUUUGAUGAAGCAGAAGCUUUGAUUCAGAAUAUGGAAAUGAAGCCAGAUGGUGCAAUCUGGGGUUCUUUGCUUGGAGCUUGUAGAGUGCAUAAGCGCGUUGAGUUAGGUGAAUCAGUGGCCCAGCGUCUUUUGGAGCUGGAGCCUGAUAAUCCUGGGGCUUAUGUGCUCUUGUCAAAUAUCUAUGCUGGAGCUGGUAGAUGGGAUGAUGUAGCUCGAAUAAGAACCUUGCUAAAUAACAAGGGAAUGAAGAAAGUUCCUGGUUGCAGCUCUAUCGAGGUGGAUAGUGUUGUUCAUGAGUUUCUCGUCAGUGACAAAGUGCAUCCCCGAUGCAAAGAAAUUUAUGACAAGUUGAAUGAAGUCGACACGCUUCUGGAGAAGGCUGGAUUUGUGCCUGAUACAUCAGAGGUAAUCCGUGACAUGGAUGAGGAAUGGAAGGAAGGAGCAUUGAGUCAUCACAGCGAGAAGUUAGCAAUUGCUUUUGGAUUGAUCAGUACAAAGCCAGGGACAACAAUUAGAAUUGUAAAGAAUCUUCGGGUAUGUGGAAAUUGCCAUUCAGCUACGAAGCUAAUAUCCAAGAUCUUCAACAGAGAAAUUAUUGCCAGAGACAGAAACCGCUUCCACCAUUUCAAAGAUGGUUUCUGCUCAUGCAAGGACUAUUGGUGAAACCUUAUCAACUUGUAGUUAUAUUUGGGAAGAAUUUAAAGGGCACAUCAAAAUC